AUGGUGACCGUAAAACCGCCUCACCAGCGACGAAAAAGGAACAAUCUUGGAAGGGAGCUGGAUGGACCGGUCGAAGUAAUCUGGUCCGGCGAUUGGAAACCAGCUCAGAAAUACGUCAAGAACGUUACGCUUCACAACAAAUCCCUCACUCUCUUGAAGAUAAAAUUCACUCCUCCAACCAGCCGCAACUUUUCCUCCCCCUAUGGCGCUGAGAAAUUCGAAAUGGCCCCAGGAAGCUCGAAAGAAUUGCCGAUCGUCUUCCGCCCUUCUGAACUCGUUCCUUACAGCGAUUUCGUCCGGAUCGAGACCAAAGAUGGCUCUUAUGAGAUCAGAUUGGAAGCGAGACUUCAAGUGCCGCGAUUUCAAUUUCCUGAUACGCUCAAGUUCACGCCAACUCCAGUGAAAGAACAUCGAUCAGAGAAGUUUCUAGCUCACAAUCGUUCUUCAGUCGAGACACCUUUCCGCUGGGAAGUCUUUCCCGAAAAUUUCCAUAUUCACCCAGCGGAAGGGAUCGUCAAGCCGCGCGAUACCCAAGAGUUCAUCAUCACGUUCCGAUCGGACUAUGCUGCUGAAUACAAAGGCGUUGGCGAAUGCUUCUUUGGCCCUGAGCUUGAAUAUUCAAGAAAGAUGAAUAUCCUUGCGACAUCAAUGUGGCCGAAGUUGCAUGUGGGAACUGGCGAGAAGAAAUCGAAAAUUGCCAAGGUCGAUUUUGGCAACAUAAACUUCGGCGAUGAAGUCGAGCGCAAAGUGAAGAUCUACAAUUCGUCCGAUGUUGUGGCCCGCGUGUCGGUACUCGACGCGGACAAACGCGAUGGAGACGUCAUUCCCAGUCCAUUCAAGUGUCUGGCGAAGAGUCUCGCCAUUGCGCCGCACAAGCACGCUAUUUUGCCGAUCAAGUUUAAGCCGCACUGCUCUUCGAAUGUCAACUUCCGCCGCGUGCUGCAAGUCGCCUGUGCCGAGUUUCCAGAGAUGUGUUCUCUCACCGUCGAGUGCACUGGCUGCUCGCUGCCAGCAAAACUUGAAUUCAGCGAAAGCAUCAUCGAUUUUGGACGAGUCCGAACUGGAGAAAAACCCAAUGUCUCGAUUCGCAUGGAUAAUACUUCCGGAAACGUGGCGAAAUUCCAGUUCAUGUGCGAUUCAACCAACAGCGUCUGGUCUUUCGAACCAUGCCAUGGAAUUUUGAAGAAAGGGGAACACAAAUACAUUAACGUCACUUUCGAACCAUUGGAACCCGCGCCAUACAAUCGAAAAGUCCCGAUUUUCAUCGAAGGCGCUCCACCCCAGUUUAUCCAACUCUCUGGCUCAGCCUACACAGAUCUGAUCAAGCCAGCGCAUGUGUCGAUCGAGCAGCUUCAACUUCGAUUCUCCGCUGAUGCAGAAAAGAUUCCCCUUGCUAAGCGACAGGCGAUGCUAGAAUCGGGCGACUUGAUUCAGGACAAAGAUGCGAUUAGGCUGAAAGAUGAACCUUAUCCAGUCGCGUCGGACAAUGUAUGCGCCACAUUCUUCGAGGACGAUACUGAAUCCGUACCCGCGAUUUCCCUGAGCACCUACGCCAUUGAUUUCGGCAGCUGCUUGGCCGAUGGAAGCAUCAAUUCUCACCCGAUCCAAGUGACGAAUCACACAAAAGACGAUAUCAUCGCCCAGUGGUACAACAGCGAAACAACGUGCUUUUCAGUUUACCCGAAUAAAAUGAAUCUGCGUCCUGGAAAAUCAGCGAUGUUCACCGCUCGAUUCGUACAAAACAAGGGAAAGCAAUCGUUGUAUGGAGCUGAAAUGGAGUUGAGCGCUUUCUUCAAGGAUAUGAUGGAUUACACGGAAGUGAAAACGAAUCUUGUGUCGCCGAGCUGGUGUGCCACCGUUAAUCUCACCGCCAAUACCUUUGCGCCGCAGUCUGAAGCAUUUCCUUCUAGUGUGGAAAUUCCAGAAGAUAUCAUUAUGAAUCCGAGCUUCACCUCGUAUCCGACAUAUAGAACAAUAUGCAUGAAUAAUAGCAGCACGCUGCCGGCUUUAUACUCCUUCUCCGGCGACAACUGUCAAAUCUACCCCAAAGUGGGAAAGGUCCGAUCAGAAAUCGAGUUCCAGCUCGUCAUGGUCCGAACGGUGACCCAAGCGCCAGCAUCAAUAGCGAAAGCCACAGCGAAAUUAAACGGCGAUGCGCGUUAUGAUCAAUCGCUGACGGUACGAACGCCUGGCGGAGCUCCUGUUCUCGAUUAUGAAAAGGACAUUUAUAUUCAACCAACGAUGUUAAGUGGCACUUCAUGCACUAUGUUUAGAAUCCAGAGCAAUACUCGGCUACCCAUCAAUUACCAGUGGGUCUUUCCCGGAAACGAGAUCAAGAUUCGCCCAGAAAUGGGCGUCAUCGAGCCGCUCGGAACUCAAGAGUUCGAGGUUUCGUUUUCGCCGACCAAGGUGAUACAGUAUCUCCUCAAGCCCGAGCUGAAAUUUUGGGCAAAUCGCAAAGAUGUCCACGCAUCACACGUGCGCGUCAUCUCUGAAGGACUUCAAGCUGCUAUAGAACCAUCGAGCAAGUUUGUCGACUUUGGCAGUCUAAAGGUAAACUGCCGGGCCGAGAAGAAAGUCAAACUUCUCAAUCAAUCAAACUGCGCUGUCCGCGUGGCCUUGUCCACAAAAAUGACACUGAAUGGCGAGGAAUGUUCAUCUAGUCACAUGAUCAUCGAGGACAACAAUAAAGUUGUCACCGAGCUGUAUCUGGAACCCCGCUGCAGUCAGAAUCUCUACCUGAUUCUCAAUUGUCCCAAGGAUGGCAGAUAUACCUUCGACAUCGAAUACAGCAUCGGCACUGAAAAGGGUCUCCUCGUCCACGUUACUGCUGAUGUUUGCUACCCGCUUCUUGGCAUCACUCACGUUUCCUGCUCUGAUUUGAUUCCAAAACAACUUCUGUACAAAUGGAUCAGCGUGGCUGAAAUGGACUCUCGUCUUCGAAGCACUCCUCUAGCUCAAGACCUUGAAGAUGCGGAUUACACAAAGUUGGAAGCAAUUGAUGUCAAUCUCGGGAGCUCGACAAUCAACGCAGAUCCUUUCAGUGCCCGCUUCGAGCUCGUAAAUCCUGGAACAACGGACGUGAAAUUCAAGUUCCUCUUUCCCGCCGAUCUUCGACUCGAGCUAGAAAGCUGGGCAGAUGCGAACGAACUUUCUGAUAGUCAGACGCACAUUCUUCAAGUUGAAGACAACCGACUUUUCCAAGUCAAGCCCCGUUCAGCAACUCUUGCACCAAACGAGCGCUGCGUGGUCCGGCUGAAUUACGCCCAUCAUUUAGUCGGAACUCAUCAUCUUCCAGUGAUUCUUUCAAUCUUCGGCGGUCGACAAUUGCCAUUGAGGCUUUCUGGAACUACUUUGUCAAAGAAAGACAUUCAGAUUCACUUGCCACUUGGAGAAAACGCGCUAAAAGAGGUCGAGCUGAACGAUAUUCACCCGCCGAUCCAAGAUGUUGAAUUGUACAAUGGAAGCAAUCAAAAAAUCAACUACGCUAUCGAUAUUGCUCCUUUAGAAACGACGAAGGCUGAAAACUGGGACUGGCCAAUCUUCCAGAUCAUAACUCCAAAGGGCAGUAUUGAGCCGCAUUCUACUGGAAUCGUCAAAGUCAGAUUCGCUCCACUCGAAGCCAAGGAAUAUUCAGUGACCCUGAAAAUGGAUCUCGGGCGCGGGCUCACCCAAGAACUAUGCAUCAAAGGAAGUGGCGUUGAUCCGCGGAAUUCGGCUAAAAACUUGCUCGACCUGGAGGCCCAAACGAGCUUCCUGACCAACGGACGAAACAUCGAAAGUAGAUCAGCUCUCUGUCGCAUGAAUAUCGACCGGCUAAGGCUUGGAGAAGUACCGCUAGAUGCGCCGAUAAGACGACUCGUUUUCAUCACUAAUCAAUCAGACGCGCCGGUUUUCUUCAACUGGGCGGGCUUGACCGAAUCCACUUCCGUCGUCCCAUGCAAAGGAAAAAUCGAAGGAAGCGCUCAAAAAACAGUCGUCAUCGAAUUCAAAGCUCCCAGCGCUGGUGGUAGCGCCGUGCACAAUGUCGAUCUUCACUGCGAAAUCACUUCGGAAUCGGAUCAAAUCACGUACUUAGCGAAUCUACACGCGUGGAAUAUGGAAAAGAAGCGACAAGAGGAAGAGUUUACCAUUACAGAUCGACAUCUUCGACCUAAACAGGUGAAACUGAUCGAUUCUGCAGAAGAAUCCCCAUCGCGGCCUGUGACACCUUACAAAACAUUACCUCCAAUCUCGCCCAGAGUGAUUGAAACACGCCGGCGUGGAAUGUACUCCCGUGGUCGACCUGCUCGCAAGGAACACGUGUGGUACAAACCGCUCCCGCCAAAGCCAGACUUGCUUCCGCUAAAUGUAUCCGCGCGUACUUUCGAGCUCAGCCAGUUUUGGAAAGGACGAAUGAUCACCGAGAAGGUCGCUGCUUCAAAUGAUGAAAUUACGUUGUUGAAAACUAUCACCGGCAACGUUUUGAGAACUCUUGUGGAUGACGAAGCCGUCCAAGAGCAACUCUUCCUGACUGGCGACGAGAAGAUUCCAUACUACUCUCAAUUCGAAAACGCCAUCUGGCCGCCCAAGCGCUCCAGCUUGAUGACGAACCUUCUCUCGACUCUGGAAGAGGAGGCGAAAGAGGAUAAAAUCUUUUGCCUCCUCCAACUCCUCAAAACUCGGUCGACUGAGGAAGCAACUCCAGAGGAAGCAAAGAUGCUCGAAAACGUCAUGAGUAAACUGAUCUCCUCGGUCAUGGUUUCUGCCAGCGUCGGCGACUGCGUCCUCACAGCCGAGCCAAGAAAGAUUAUGGUCAAGCCAGAGUGA
Oikopleura dioica is the source of this 4809-nucleotide messenger RNA. NCBI's taxonomy places the organism in Eukaryota, Metazoa, Chordata, Appendicularia, Copelata, Oikopleuridae. The record is from the annotation of a GenBank genome assembly.